Oncorhynchus masou masou (cherry salmon) is the source of this 5087-nucleotide messenger RNA. RefSeq names its product twisted gastrulation protein homolog 1-A-like. The coding region runs from base 170 to 844 and encodes 224 amino acids. The record is from RefSeq and is a predicted model, not a curated record. Lineage: Eukaryota; Metazoa; Chordata; Actinopteri; Salmoniformes; Salmonidae. The transcript is spliced from 5 exons. Gene Ontology annotation, biological process: regulation of BMP signaling pathway.
UAUCUUUAAGGCGCUUGCCUACCCCUGUCUGCUUUGUGUGGAAAGUCACGCCGUCAGAACAUGCUUUAAUUCUGAAAGGUAGAGGUGGAAAAGGGGUUAAGAAACGUUCACCUCUGGAGCAACAAUCGACUAGUUGGGCAAGGAUACCGUUGUUUCGUGCGUGUCGGAAAUGAAGUCCACUCAAUUUUUACUAUCCACUGCACUUCUUUUCCUUCUAUCUGGACUUUCCAUGAUUACCGCCUGCAACAAAGCUCUCUGUGCCAGUGAUGUCAGCAAGUGCCUCAUUCAGGAGCUGUGUCAGUGCAGGCCCUCUGAUGGGAACUGCUCAUGCUGUAAGGAGUGUAUGCUCUGUCUGGGCACACUGUGGGAGGAGUGCUGCGACUGUGUGGGGAUGUGUAACCCCAGGAACUACAGCGAUACUCCGGCUACCUCCAAGAGCACGGUGGAGGAACUCUACCGACCCAUCCCCUCACUGUUCCGUGCCCUCACCGAGGGCGACGCACCUAUCAACAUGAUGGUAGUAUCCUUCCCCGUGGCUGAGGAACUAUCUUACCAUGAGAACCUGGUGUCUUUCCUGGAAACUCUGGAGGACCAGCACCAAAAUGUCUCCCUGACCGGGAACAGUAUCCACACCAGCUACGAUAACACCCAAAGUACCGAAGAUAACAUGUGCACUGUGGUGUACUUUGACGACUGCGUGUCCAUCCGCCAGUGCAAGCAAUACUGCGAGUCCAUGGGGGGCUCCAAAUACCGCUGGUUCCACAAUGCCUGCUGUGAGUGUAUCGGCCCAGAGUGCCUCGACUACGGCAGCAAAACUGUCAAGUGUAUGAACUGCCUGUUCUGAUUGAAGCUAAUAGGACUGGGGACAUUAGGGUACUGUGUUCAAACUGCCACAAGGGGGCACUAUCUGGAGUAGCAGAUGGUGAAGGUUAACUGAGGAAUAUGACUUUCAUAAUGCUUCAGUAUUUUUAUGUAUUAUGAAUUAUUUUUGCUCAUUUUUAUAUUUUAUAGGUUCUUUAGCAAAUUAGAAAUAUAUCGUUUUGAAUUUUUUUCUAGUUAAGAGGAGAGGUCAAUGUUUUAAAAUGUGUAAUGCAAUGGCAUUUUAUUUUUGAUGUCAUGGAAAAUCGGAGUAAAUGCUAUUUGUAUAAUUGUUUUAUCACGUGUUAUUUUAGGAAACAACGUCCAUAUUCAAUCAAACUAAUAGCCAGCCAUUCACAUGUUUGAUUUUAUAUGUGCAGUUAAAAUGAUUUGUUUCAUACUGUAAACAUUAUUUAAGUUAAGUUCAGCCAGACAUAUAGGACAUGUUUGGUACAGAUGGGUUAAGUUCAGCUGGCCAGACAGAUGGGACAUGUUUGGCUGACCAGAUAGGAUAAGCACGGUUUGUACGGUGAUGGAAUUUUGUGUUUUCCAGGCCUUGAAAAGUUGGGACAAGUUUGGCCAGAUAUGAUAAUUUUCAGAAAUAAGUUUGGCCAGAUGAAACUAGUUCAGCUGGCUGGCCCGAUAGGACAAGUCAUCUGGAAUAUAUGUUCAGCUGGCUGGACAGAUAACAAGUUAGGACAAUUGGCCAGAUAGGGUAAGUUCUGCCAGAUGGGUUAAGGUCAGCUCGCUGGACAGAUGAGACGAGUGCAGCCAGAUAAGUUUGGUAGGCUGGUCAGACAAGUUCACAACCGGGGACCAGCAUGUGGGUGUGUUGGGGGUAUCCGAGCUUCAUCAGCCAACACUCUAGUGUUGGUUAAUCAAAUCUUCCCAUUCCGGCUUAAUUUGGCAUGCCUUCUUAAACAGCCAAACUGUAUACGCAUUCAAACAUCAAGUCUUCUCUUGAGUUGGGCUCAGGGAUGGAACAACUGUUGAACCUUUUUUUUAUUUAUUUUUUACCUUUAUUUAACCAGGCAAGUCAGUUAAGAACACAUUCUUAUUUUCAAUGACGGACUGGGAACAGUGGGUUAACUGCCUGUUCAGGGGCAGAACGACAGAUUUGUACCUUGUCAGCUCGGGGGUUUGAACUUGCAACCUUCCGGUUACUAGUCCAACGCUCUAACCACUAGGCUACCCUGCCGAGUUGGGUGUGGGGGUAGGUCGAACUGUGGGUGGAAAGGGAGAGAGGGGCAUGCAUCCCACAUCAGUUGACCAAAAUGUAGAACUCCUACUACCGGCCAUUAUGGGUAGCAAUCAUUAGAAGUGCUUAUUAUUAUGCAUAUUAUUUGUCAAUUGUGGGAAUAAAUUAGGAUAUGCAUGUUUUUUUUUUAAAUAUGCAGUACAACUGAGGGGAAGGGGUUCGAAAUGAUGUUGGCUGCGGAUCUGGUUCUGUACUGUAGGUGGCACCAUGUGCUCUUUUUAAAGGAUGAGCCCAUAUCUCUUGAAAGGCCCUAGGAUACAUGUGUAAAGGGUUGGUCAGACAUUCACUGGAAUGACAACCCUACGUGGGAUGGGGUGGAAUAUUGAAGGACAAUUAGAGGUUUCCUUAGUCGCAGCUACGGUAUGCUUAACAGUGCAAAUAUUAUGGUACAGUUUAUAUGGACACUCAAUUACCAUGGUACUUCUUAAUGGUAAGUUUACAAACAUGGUAAGUGGUGAAAUAAGUAUAGCUAGAUAAAAUUGUAUGUAAUGUAAUGGUGUUGCAGAUAAUAACAAGACGAUCUGUCUUCAUCUGGCUAAAAGAGAAGGAAUGUAAAUAUCUAUUCUUUGCAGGAAACUCAUUCUACACUUUUAGACAGUUGUAUGGACAAAAUGACGGGGGUGAAAAUGUAUUUCUCCCAUGGACAAAGAAACUCACAAGGAGUGAUGGUAUUGACACGUUUGAUCUGAAUGUGCAAACAGAUCCGAAGGAUCAAUCAAGCUAGUUGUCUUAAUUACUUUCUUAUGUCAUUGUCGCUGGCACCAAAAGUUAAGUGUUGAUAAGGGACAGAAUGCUGUCAGGCCAUCAAAUAAUUGGUAUACAUAUUACACUUACAGAAUUUACACGAGGGCGAGGAUAUUGGAACUUUAAAUCAAAGCCUACUGGACGACAAAUUGUUUUUAACCAAGAGAAUAAUUUUAAACUUUUCCCCUAUAUAGCAUAGAGACAGUGGAUCCUCUUAUUGCAUGGGGCACUUUGACUGAACAAAAAUAUAUCCCAUGUUUCAUGAUCUGAAAUAAAAGAUCAAAUGUACCAUAUGCAACAAAAGCUUAUUUCUUUCAAAUGUUAUGCACAAAUUUGUUAACAUCCAUUAGUGAGCAUUUCUCCUUUGUCAAGAAAAUCCAUCACCUGACAGCUGUGGCAUAUCAAGAAGCUGAUUAAACGGCAUGAUCACAUAACACAAUGCCACAGAUGUCUCAAGUUCUUGGUCACCUCCCAGACCAAGGCCCUUCUCCCACGACUGCUCAGUUUGGCCGGGCAGCCAGCUCUAGGAAGAGUCUUGGUGGUGCCAAACUUCUUCCAUUUAAGAAUGGCCACUGUGUUCUUGGGGACAUUCAAUGCUGCAGAAAUAUUUUGGUACCCUUCCCCAGAUCUGUGCCUCGACACAAUCCUGUCUAGGAGCUCUACGGACUAUUCCUUUGACCUCAUGGCCUGGUCUUUGAUCUGACAUGCACUAUCAGCUGUGGGACCUUAUAUAAACAGGUGUGUGCCUUUCCGAAUCAUAUCCAAUCAAUUGGAUUUACCACAGGUGGACUCCAAGUUGUAGAAACGUCUCAUGGAUGAUCAUUGGAAAGAGGACGCACCUGAGGUCAAUUUUGAGUCUCAUAGCAAAGGGUCUGAAUGCGUAUGUAAAUAUGGUAUGUUUUUUUAAAUUUGUAAUACAUUAGCAAAAUUUUCAAAAACUAUUCGCUUUCUCAGUAUAGGGUAUCUGGCCGAACUUGUCAGAUCGGGUCUGGCAAGCCGGCCAAACUUAUCUUAUUGGACCGAACACCAAAUUUUUCCUGACCGGCAGGCCAAACUUUACUUACCUGUUCAGCCAGUCGAAUUUGUCCUAUCUGUCUGGCUGACCGGAAUGGCCGAACAUAUCCAACUAGACGUUGGAACAUUGCUGCAGGGACUUGCUUCUAUUCAGCCACAAGCAUUAGUGAGGUCAGGCACUGAUGUUGGGCUUGCAGUCGGCGUUCCAAUUCCUCCCAAAGGUGUUUGAUGGGGUUGAGGUCAGGGCUUUGUGCAGGCCAGUCAAGUUCUUCCACACUGAUCUCAACUUAUGCUAUCUAGAACUUAUCCUAGCCGGCCAGACCCGAUCUGACAGCUACCCUAAUAGACAGCUACGAAGAAUAUAGAUAAACUCUCUUGGUAAAUAGUGUGGUCUACAGCUGUACAAGCCCCUUAAAGCUGCCAGAAGGGCAACACACAGGAGAGGUCUGGGGGAAGUAAGGUGACUUCCGUGUAGUUGGUGACGGGGCCCGAGCUAAGACGAGGGAGUUGAAGUUGUGUGCCCGACAGGAUACAGCCAGACCCGGAGCCCAGAAGAUGGUAUCCCGGAGAGGGUCUCAUGGGGGAGACCUAUCCUUUUCAUUUGGUUUAUUAUUUAAUAAACUCCCUUGAAACCGAGCUAAUCAUACUCUGUCCGUGUCUGACCUAUGUAAACGUCUUGACCAAACCCCCUGGUCUGCCACAGAUGGCCUACACCAGCCAAACCCGGAUGAAGCUGGGCCAAUUGUGUGCCGCCCUAUGGGACUCCCAAUCACGGCCGGUUGUGAUACAGCCUGGAUUCAAACCAGGGUGUCUGUAGUGACGCCUCUAGCACUGAGAUACAGUGCCUUAGAUGGCUGCGCCACUUGGGAUCAAAUCCUUAAGUACAAAAUGAGAAGUAGCAACAUGCAAAUUAAAUCCAAAAGAAGCAGUAGAAAGAGCCAAAUUACCUACCUCAUCCCCAUAUUGUUUUUAUUUACUUUUUAAAAAUGUUUUGCACACCAGUAUUUCUACUUGCACAUCUAUCACUGUUAAUGUGUUAAUUUGACAAAUUGCAAUUACUUCGCUACUAUGGCCUAUUUAUUGCCUUACCUCCUUACGCCAUUUGCACACACUGUGUAUAUAGAUUUUUCUAUUGUGUUUAUCCUAUGUGUAACUGUGCUGUUGCUUUUUGUCACACUGUCACAGUUGUAAAUGAGAACUUGUUCUCAACUGA